CCAGGUGAAAAGAAGAGACGCAACAGAAGAGAGAGAGAGAGAGAGAGAGAGAGGGGAGGUUGAGGCUCUGAAAAGAUUGAAUCUGAAAACAGUAAGGUUAUGGUGAAUUGGUGUUUGUGACUUUUAAGUAAAUUGGUUGAAGCUUAUGGACAGAAGCAGAGAAGCUAGAAGAUCAAACAUGGCGGCAACGAACGGAUUGUCGAGACGUCGGCAAAGAACAAGCAGUCUUCGAGAUUCACACGCAGAAGAAGACGAAGAGAUGGAGUUGCAGGAUACAGUGAGGUUAAGAGAUCGUGCUAACAGAAGAGAUAGGGAUAGGGAUAGAGAUAGAGAAAGAUAUAGAGAUCGAGAUUUUUCGAAUCAUAAGAGUCACCACAAGCGUCGGAGAGGCGAUAGUUUAACCCAAGGAGAAGAAGAAAGUACAGAAGAAAGUGUAGCGGAUGAAGAAGAGUAUGAAAUUGAGGAAAGAAGAGUAGCUCACAUAAUUUCUCACAACACCACUUCAUAUUCUUCUUCGUCUUUGUCCAAUCAAAAUAGUAGAAAAUCCCUACCUCCGACUAGACACGGCCGGCCAACGCCGCCGGCUUUGAAGGCCGCCGAUGAGAUGAGUGGAGUCAAGGUCCCAAGGAAGGCCCGCUCUGCUUCCGUGAAAAGGUCGCAUGAGAAUUGGGCUUCUGGAAAUGGUGGAUUUCGGGAAGACCAUAGAGCUUCCACUUCGAGUCGGAGCAUUGAGGGAUUUGAGGCUAAUUCACCUUCAUCUUCUAAUGUUUCAGUGAGGAAAAAGAUGAAACCAAAUGGACCUAAGACUCGUCUUCCAAAGGUUGCGAAAUCUUCUAGCUCAGUUCAACAAGAUGAUAUCGAGAUUGAGAUUGCUGAGGUUUUGUUUGGGCUGAAGAAGCAAUCCCAUAACUCGAAGAAGGAAGAUGAUAGCAUGGGAAAGACAGCGCAAAAUCUUGAAUCGAAAGAUGGUAUUAGUAACAAUCAAGACACAAAACCAUCUGUUUCAGUUUUGGCUCAGAAAGACGGCGCUUCAUCAGAUCUUGGUGGCGCCACGAAGAAGAAGAAAGUCGAGGUUGAUAAUUCUUCAAACCCAGUUGGUUCCGUAGUUAUGUUUGAAAGCGAGCAGCUACCGACAAAAUCGGAAAUAUCUACACCGAUAUCGGAAAUAUCUACACCGAAAUCGGAGAAAACAUCUCAAUUGAAUGUGGCAUCUUGUGAGGCUUCUAAUGAAAUAGAUGCUCCUAAAGUUGCAUUUGUGAUGGUGGAGCCACAGGAAGAGCUAGCCAGGCGACGUGAUGUAAAACUAUCAAUUGAAGGAUCAGAUUGCCCAAACGGUCCAGUGACAGAGAAAAAACCGAUUUCGGCUGAUAAAGAUUCUUGUGCUACCUGCUGUAAAAUGGAUUCGACAGUGACACAAGCGAGUUCAACUGUACUGGAGACUGGGAGCCUAAACGUUGAGAAGUUCAAGAUUGAUCUGAUGGCUCCUCCUCCUAUGGUAUUAUCUCCUGAACUGGAUGGCUUCAAUGAUUUCGCCUCAUAUCCUACAAGUACGGCCCAAGAUAUCAAUAUGAAAUCUUUGGUUAAGGACGAAGAAAAGGCAGAGAGGUUUGUGAAGAAGGAAACAGCAGUACAGGAAGUCGAAGAAAAGAAGAUUGAGCCUAUUGAAGGGAAGAGCAAAUCGAAGUUUGAUUUUGAAAAGCCAAAUCAAGAUGAUGGAAGAGAUAAUGCCUGUAAAUUACAACAGCAGAGUCAAAAGCAGGAACCACCACCUAAAUCUGGAGUUCCUAAAGUGGAAAAAACAGGUCAAUCCGGUUCAGUGCCUUUUCAUGUUGCUGUAGCUGGCUGGCCAAAUGGUCUUCCACCUCUGGGAUACAUGCCUCCAUUUCAAACAAUUAUGUCCAUGGAUGGAAGUGCCAGAUCUGCCCCAACUCAGCAGCCUCCCCAGUUUAUGCUCUCUCAACCUCGGCCAAAGAGGUGUGCUACCCACCAUUAUAUUGCUCGAAAUAUAUACUUGAAUCAGCAGUUUGCAAAGAUGAACCACUUAUGGCCAGCCGGAGCUAGUUCUACUUCUUUAAUUGGGGCCAAAUCCAACAGUCUCAAUGUUAUUCCCUCCACUGAAAACUUAAUUCAUGGAAACCAAUUGCAAGGAAGCUUUCCGGUUGUGAACCUCAAUUCUGUGCAGGACAAAGGGCAGGGUACGACCAACUUUCCAGGUCUUACUCAGAAAGAUAAAAGCUCUGAGAAUGCAAGUUUAAUGGACCCAGCACAGAGAAAGCAGCUAGUGCUUCAACAAGCUCCACAUCCUGCCCCAGCUGGUAACUUUUUGCAUGCCCCUGCUUUCAUCUUCCCUGUAAGCCAACAACAAGCAGCAGCAAAUCAAUCUGGGCCUUCAAAAUCUGCUGCCUUGGCCAAAAGUGCAUCAUUCUCUGGUAAUUCAACACCUGCAAUUCCGGUAAGCUCUACAGCAUUACCAGCAGUAGCUGCAGCUGUGAGUUAUAAUUACCCAAAUAUGGCAGCCAAUGGAGCACCUUACUUGACCAUAGUACAGAAUGAAGGGUUUCCAUUUCCUGUCCCCACCCCUAUUGGAACCCCACCAGCAGUUAGAGGCCAUGCUCAACCAUUGCCUUACUUUAAUGGGUCUUUCUAUUCAUCUCAGAUUUUUCAUCCUUCUCAAAUUCAGCAGCAACAGCAACCUCCCUCACAACCUUUAAUACAAGCAGCUUAUCAAAAUACAACCACUUCAAGUGCCUCAUCAUCAUCUCACAAGCAAACGCAGUCUCAGCAGCCACGUGGGGGACCAGUUAGUGGUAACUUAUUGAGCUCAACAAGCAUGCUACCACAUCAGCAGCAAAAACAGCACGUGCCACCAUCCAAUCAAAAUCGCAAGCUUGAGCCUGAGAUGAGUGGGGAGAAUGCCCCCUCACUUGCUGAUAGCCGUGCCUCUCACAAUCAAACGAGUGUGUAUGGUCAAAACUUCACAAUGCCACUUCAGCCCCUAAACUUUGCCUUGAUGCCAUCACAAAUUGUUGGCGGUGCAGGUCCUGGUAAUCAUGGUGAGAAGCAGCAACAAUCACAGCAGAAGAGUUUAAAGGGUGGAGUUGAGCUCAUCCCUCCUCAGGCAUUCGCCAUGUCAUUUGCAUCCUUUGGUGGAAACAAUUCUGCUUCAAACCUUAAUUUCUCAUCUAUGGCCCAAAAUCCUGCAAUCUUUCAGAGCCUUCCAGAUAUGGCCCGGCAAGGGUACCAGGUUUCACCCGCAGCUCAGGCUGUACAGCAGAAAAAUCACCAAAUAUCUGAGGUGAAGAGUGGAGGAGGUUCAUCGAAUCAUGAUGAUGGAAAAAAAGCAAGUUUCGGGAAGUCACCUGCUUCAAAUGGACAGACACUUGUUUUUGACCAUUCACCUAGAACUCUGAACUUUGUUUCAUCCCCAGUUACGGGAAAUUGGUCCUCACGUCCCAUUACUGCGACUACAAUAACCACAAAUGCCUCUGUCGCUGCUAAUUCUCAGAAUUUCCAGCAACAGCAACUGCUUCAGCUCCAUAAGCAGCAAAUGUUGCAACAUCCGCAACAAUCUGCUGCAGCAGCUCGAAGUAAAGCUCCGUCAACCAACCUGUCUUCAUCUUCCAUUGCCACCAAGCUCUCGAAUAGUGCUCCUAUGUUCCCACAAACUCUAGUCCAAAGCAACAGUUCUGGUCAAUCACCCCAAUGGAAGAACUCAACAAGAACCCAAACUUCUCAAGUUCCUCCAACAUCACUGGGAUCAUCCAAUUCCCCAACUCUGAAGAAUGUUUCCCAGCAGCAGCAAGUGAGAUCCCCACAAGGCCGUACCCAGAUAUCUUUCGAAAGAAAUUCCAAGUCUGGCUUGGCACCCCAAGGGCAACAAAUACCCACUAGCAGCCAGUCUCCAUCUCCCCUAGUUGUUGGAUCUUCGCCAAGUGCCGGAAACCUGAGAACUAGUUCCACCAGCAGCAAAGCUGGCUCAUCAAUUCCAUCUUUGCAACCACAGCAAACUGAGAAUUCUUCAGCUAGCUCUGGCCAGAAAAACUCCCCUGUUUGUGGAAGAAACGUACCAUCCAUCUUGAGCACGUGCCCCAGCCACCUCUCUGAACUCAAGUACUAAACCCUAGAUGCAGCAAGAAUGCAGGCCCAAAAUUUUGUCCAGAAUGCCACCAUUUUAGUCUCCUGCACAUUUUUGACUGCCCACACGUGGGUUUCUUGCAGACAUACCAGAAGAGGUGGAAACGAAAGAAUGAGCACCAAGUAAAAUUACAGUUGCAAUAAGAUAAAGAUUCAGGGAGAGUCAGUCAUCUUCUGACAAGAUCGUACUGGUACAGAAUUUAAAGUGGAGACUGGGGACCUGCCAAUAUUUAAGGGGAAUAUGGUUGGCCUGAUUUGAUACUAAUAUGUAUAUAAUUUUUAAUCUUUUGCAUAGAAAUUAGAAACUAAUCGUUCUAAUUCAUUAUUAUUAUUAUUAUUAUUAUAUUAGUAUCUUAAACUAAUCUUUCUCUUUUCAUUUUGGGAUUAUUGAAUGGACCCUUUGUUUGGCAUAUUGUUAAAGUCAAAAUAGAGAAGAAAAUCUUGAAGAUAGUAGAAUUGUUGAAAGCUAGAAGCGAUUGAUCUUAUUGGUCUAAUCUUGUUUCUGUUUUCUUAUCUCUUGUACCUACCUUUGCUUUAUCCGAUUUUUGGGACCAACUUGCUUUGCAUUC
Pistacia vera is the source of this 4703-nucleotide messenger RNA. Its product is annotated as protein TIME FOR COFFEE-like. NCBI's taxonomy places the organism in Eukaryota, Viridiplantae, Streptophyta, Magnoliopsida, Sapindales, Anacardiaceae. The coding region runs from base 146 to 4117 and encodes 1323 amino acids. Gene Ontology annotation, cellular component: nucleus. The transcript is spliced from 12 exons. The record is from RefSeq and is a predicted model, not a curated record. Gene Ontology annotation, biological process: regulation of circadian rhythm.